Messenger RNA from Lachancea lanzarotensis, 1434 nucleotides. RefSeq names its product LALA0S06e02894g1_1 (gene SOF1). NCBI's taxonomy places the organism in Eukaryota, Fungi, Ascomycota, Saccharomycetes, Saccharomycetales, Saccharomycetaceae. Bases 1 to 1434 code for a protein of 477 amino acids. Gene Ontology annotation, biological process: maturation of SSU-rRNA from tricistronic rRNA transcript (SSU-rRNA, 5.8S rRNA, LSU-rRNA). The transcript has a single exon. Gene Ontology annotation, molecular function: protein binding. The record is from RefSeq and is a predicted model, not a curated record. Gene Ontology annotation, cellular component: nucleolus; small-subunit processome.
AUGAAGAUCAAAACUAUUAGUAGGAGUUCCGACGACUAUGUGCCCGUAAAAAGUACUCAAGAGUCUCAGCUUCCUCGCAAUCUGGAUCCUGCGUUGCAUCCAUUUGAGAGAGCUCGUGAAUAUACUAAGGCUCUUAACGCCACAAAGAUGGAGCGUAUGUUCGCAAAGCCGUUUGUUGGCCAACUAGGCUAUGGCCAUAGAGAUGGUGUUUACACAAUUGCCAAAAAUUACAACGUCCUGAACAAGCUGGCAACAGCGUCUGCAGACGGUGUGGUGAAAUACUGGAACAUGUCCACGAGAGAAGAGGUGUGCUCCUUCAAAGCGCACUAUGGACUGGUACAUGGCUUGUGUGUCACUCCCGAGCAGUUUUCGCCUAACAAAAAUGAGAACUACAUGUUGUCUUGUGGUGAUGAUAGGACAGUUAAGUUGUGGUCGGUCAAUACAGACGAUUUUUCAUCAGUAAAGAAUGAAGAUGAGCUAGUUAGCUCUGGAAGCGGAAUUAAAAAGACGUUUCAUGGUGAUCAUGCAUUUUUGGGUAUAGAUCACCACAGAUCGAAGCCCCAUUUUGUCACGGGUGGCGCUCAAAUCAAUCUGUGGGACGUCAACAGAUCGAGACCGUCUUCGAACUUAUCUUGGGGUGCCGACAACGUUUCAACUGUUAAAUUUAACCAGAAUGAAACUGACAUACUUGCAAGCGCAGGCAGUGAUAAUUCGGUGGUCCUUUACGAUCUAAGGACCAAUUCCCCUACUCAAAAGUUUGUCCAGAAAAUGAGAACAAACGCAAUUUGUUGGAAUCCUAUGGAAGCAUACAAUUUUGUUGUAGCAAAUGAAGACCACAAUGCCUACUACUACGAUAUGCGGAACCUGUCUCGCGCACUACACGUCUUCAAGGAUCAUGUUAGUGCUGUCAUGGAUGUUGACUUUUCUCCCACGGGAGAUGAAGUAGUAACUGGCUCUUACGAUAAGACGAUAAGAAUAUACCAAGUCAAGCAUGGGCAUUCCAGAGAGAUCUAUCAUACAAAAAGAAUGCAGCAUGUGUUCCAAGUCAAAUAUACAAUGGACAGCAACUACAUCGUUAGCGGUUCUGACGAUGGUAACGUAAGGUUAUGGAGAGCUAAGGCAUGGGAUAGAUCAUCAGUCAAGUCAACUCGUGAGAAGAACAAAUUAGAAUACGAUGAAAAGCUGAAGGAAAGAUACAAGAAUUUGCCUGAAAUUAAGCGCAUCAGCAGACACAGACAUGUCCCUAAGGUAAUAAAAAAAGCAGGGGAAAUCAAGCAGACCGAAAUUGAUAGUCUCAAGAGAAGAGAGAAGAAUGAACGUAGAACUAACAAGGCUAUGGAAUUUGUUCCAGAGAGAGAAAAGCAGAUAGUCGGCUUUGUGCACAAAUAUAAAAACGAGAAAGAUUCGAGGGAUGGGUCAAGGCAUGAUAAGUAG